CCCUCCUCUCCCUCCACACAACCAAACCUACCAUCUAUCCCCUUCUAUUGUCCCAAGUUUCUAGUUUACUGGUCUUCCUUGAGAAAAUCGGAGAUCAGCAGAAUGAUUUCACUAGUAAAGGCCGUCGUCUUCCUCAGUUUGGUCCAGGUGUGCAUUGGAGGGGGGAGGGGUCUCACUGCCCUUGUGCAGCAGCCUCCUCUUGUCCUCACCUAUCACAAGGGUGACCUGCUCCAUGGCGCCCUCCCAGUCAACAUUGUCUGGUAUGGCCGUUUCACGGCCGCCCAGAGGUCCAUCGUUGUUGAUUUCCUCACUUCUCUCAAUCAACGGACGAAAGAGAAGAGCCCAGCUGUUUCGUCUUGGUGGGAGCUCACAGAGGAGUACUCGGCCAAGGCAGGCAGGCCAAGCACCACAAACGUUCUGCUCGGAAAGCAGGUCAUUGAUGAGGAGUGCUCAUUGGGCAAGUCCCUCAAGAGAACCCAAAUCAAGGACCUGGCUGCCAAGGCUGUUGCCUCCAAUGGCAUCACUCUGGUGCUCACAUCCAAGGAUGUUGCGGUGGAGGGCUUCUGUAUGAGCAGCUGUGGCCUCCAUGACUCUGCCCCAUUAGCCAAAGGUUUGAAGGAGAAGUUUGCCUACAUCUGGGUAGGUAACUCUGAGACCCAAUGCCCUGGCCAGUGUGCUUGGCCAUUCCACCAGCCCCUCUAUGGUCCUCAGACGCCACCGCUGGUUGCUCCAAACGGUGAUGUGGGCGUUGAUGGAAUGAUCAUCAACAUUGCAAGCCUGUUGGCUGGCACUGUGACCAAUCCCUUUGGGAAUGGCUACUUCCAGGGAGCAGCCACUGCGCCCAUGGAAGCAGCAUCAGCGUGUCCAGGGAUGUAUGGCAAGAACGCAUAUCCUGGAUAUGCCGGAGACCUGUUGGUAGAUUCGGCAAGUGGAGCAAGCUACAAUGCAAAUGGAAUCAACGGGCGCCAGUAUCUGUUGCCUGCGCUUUGGGAUCCUAAGACUUCUUCUUGUUUUACUCUGGUCUAAAACCAGAGAGGACAUAUAUCAGUGUUGUAAAUAUAUACCGGAUUCAUUCAUUGUUUGCGAUGGUUAAUUUAGAGUGACCGCUUAGCAUUCUUUCAAUGCGUUGUAGAACCCUCACAUGUUUAGUAAUGGAAUCCUUUGUUUGUUC
This is a messenger RNA of Nymphaea colorata (pocket water lily), 1171 nucleotides long. RefSeq names its product protein PHOSPHATE-INDUCED 1-like. The transcript has a single exon. The coding region runs from base 103 to 1026 and encodes 307 amino acids. NCBI's taxonomy places the organism in Eukaryota, Viridiplantae, Streptophyta, Magnoliopsida, Nymphaeales, Nymphaeaceae. The record is from RefSeq and is a predicted model, not a curated record.